Trichoplax adhaerens is the source of this 927-nucleotide messenger RNA. RefSeq lists its product as uncharacterized. The record is from RefSeq and is a predicted model, not a curated record. NCBI's taxonomy places the organism in Eukaryota, Metazoa, Placozoa, Uniplacotomia, Trichoplacea, Trichoplacidae. The transcript is spliced from 9 exons. Bases 1 to 927 code for a protein of 308 amino acids.
AUGGCCUUCUUCUUAUCGAGGUUACGACCAGUAGCUUCUGCUUAUAUCCGCUUACUAACGAGUUACGCGGUCGCACCUCGAGGAAAAAUCAAUAUCUCCAUGCCAUGUAAAUUGGCUCGCAUUAUUCCUAUGAUGUCUGACGAUCAAAUGUUAGUUCGGUUAAUUGAUCACGAUGGUUAUCAGGUAGAUCAAGUAUUGCAAGUUGAUAUCGAAAAGAAUAAUACCAAUCAUCGCUCAGAUAUCAAAAUCAAUAGCAAGCCUGAACUGAUGCAAGACUUACGCAACAAGCUGCAGUUCGAACUUCAAGUUCCUAUGCAUUACGAUCUGGAUAUUAACUUGGAAGAUGGAGAUGUACAAAUUGAAAAUCUAGAGAGUCGGGCAAUUAAAAUUAAUUUACUGAAUGGUUCAUGUGUGACCAAGUCCUUGAAGGCAAUUUUUGCAAAUAAGCUUCAGGGUUCAACAAUAUCACUAACAACUGAUAAAGGUAAUGUAGCCGUUGAAUCAGUAUAUUGCAAAUCAAUGGAUUGCAAAUCUGAAAUGGGUUUAAUUCGUUUAGGCAGUUGUCAUGAUAGUCUAUCUGGUAGUGCUGAAAUAGCUUCACGGGAUGGUUCAAUUUCCAUUCAUGUUGAUGCCCAUGCAAUCGGAAAUGUAGAUUUGCAAACAACUGAAGGCAAUAUCGACAUUACUGUACCAUCGAAUCUUGGAGUUUCUGCCCAUUUCAUUGCUUCUCAUCUUGAAUUAGACAGAAAGCUUUCAUUGUCAAACUCAGUGUGCACAAAUGAUUCCUAUAAUGGUACUAUUGGUAAUAGAUCAUCGCAGACUACUUCAUCGGUUUUGAAUGCAUUUGCUAGAAAUGGUACGCUAGCAUGGCAUCGGGUUACAACACGCGAAUAUUUACCAAUAUUGGAUAUUAAUUUCAUUGUAUGA